GCCACGUCUCCCUCCCGCCCCGCCCAGCCCGGCACCGCCUCCCUCCUCCUCCUCCCUUUCCCGGCCUCUUCCCCGCCACCUCUUCCCGGGGAAGGGACGAGGGCGGCCGGAGCGCGGCACGUAUCCGCCGCCAUGCAGAUCACGCUGAAGACGCUGCAGCAGCAAACCUUCCGCAUCGAUAUCGACCCGGAGGAGACGGUGAAGGCACUGAAAGAGAAGAUUGAAUCAGAAAGGGGGAAAGAUGCCUUUCCAGUAGCUGGCCAAAAACUAAUUUAUGCAGGUAAAAUCCUUAAUGAUGAAACUGCUCUUAAAGAAUACAAGAUAGAUGAGAAGAACUUUGUGGUGGUUAUGGUGACGAAACCCAAAGCAGCAGCUGGAGCGACUCAGCCAUCAAAUGCCACUUCCACUGUUGGCUCAACAACUGCAGCUCCCACUGCGGUUGCUGCACCAAUCCCUGUUCCUGCCCCUGUGCCAGCUCCUGUCCCUCCACCACCAGCAUCAGAUGCAGUGUCUUGUGAACCUGCAUCUGUGAGCGCUCCAAAAGAGGAGAAGCCAGAAGAAAAACCACCUGAGGCACCAGCUCCUGUCAGUCCAUCAUCAAUUGACAGUACAACAGGUGAUACAUCUCGAUCAAAUCUUUUUGAGGAUGCAAUAAGUGCACUUGUGACUGGUCAGUCCUAUGAGAACAUGGUGACUGAGAUCAUGUCCAUGGGCUACGAGCGGGAGCAGGUGAUUGCAGCACUGAGGGCCAGCUUCAACAAUCCUGACAGAGCAGUGGAAUACCUCCUCAUGGGUAUACCUGGAGAUAAUCAGGCUGUGGCUGACCCCCCUCAACCACCAAGCACUGGUGCUUCUCAGUCUUCAGCAGUGGCAGCAGCAGUAGCAACCAUACCCACGACUACUAGCUCACUAGGAGGGCAUCCACUUGAGUUUUUACGAAAUCAGCCUCAGUUCCAACAGAUGAGACAAAUUAUCCAGCAAAAUCCUUCUCUGUUGCCAGCAUUGUUACAGCAAAUUGGACGGGAAAACCCCCAACUACUGCAGCAAAUAAGCCAGCACCAGGAACAUUUUAUUCAUAUGUUGAAUGAGCCAGUUCUAGAGUCUCGCCAAGGCAGUGACGAUGGUGCCAGCACUGGAGGAAUAGGAGAUGCUGGGAAUGCUCAUAUGAAUUACAUUCAAGUAACACCUCAGGAAAAAGAAGCUAUAGAAAGGUUAAAGGCAUUAGGAUUUCCAGAAGGACUUGUGAUACAGGCAUAUUUCGCUUGUGAGAAGAACGAAAACCUGGCUGCCAACUUUCUUCUACAGCAGAACUUCGAUGAAGACUGAGAGAAUUCUUUCUCUAUUUCACACCUCACACCAGUGCAUUACACUAACUCUGUUCACUGGAUUGUCUAGGAUAUUUGGGCUUAUAUUCAUAAUGCUUGGUGUACGGCAUAUAGGGGGUGGGUGGAAGGGAGAACAUAGGAAACAAAGCAAAGAAAGCAACAAGUUUUAACUUUCUGUUUAAAAUUAGCAGAUGCAGAAAAUCGCACAGUGUAAAAAAAAAUAUAUAUACAACCAAAAAAUCAGCUUCUGCAGAUAGUUAGUUCCUUCUAUAAACUGUAGGUUAACUUUUUCUAGGUUUUCACUCUUACUGUACUAGUUCCAGAAAUGUAGUGUAAUGCACUGCUUCAUGUUCCUUCCCACUUAGUAUUGACAUUGGAAGUAGCCUGUGCUACCUAGAUUUUACAGUCUGUAUUUCAUGACAACACUGGAUAGCAGCUUUGUGAAAUCUAAAAGAUCUGAGAAAAUGUAAUCCUGAAUGCCAAGAUAGGGAUGUUCAGGUUUUUUUCUUCAGCUGUGUUAAAGUAGUGCAAGAAACACAGUAUUUUUGUCUAAUGCUGAAGUAGAACAGUGUUGGCUUUUUUCUUUUUUUCCAAUGAAAACCUAUUACAGUUAAGUGUCCUGAUUAUUGAGAAACACCACCCCCUCCUUUGUCCCCCUGAAAUGAUCUGAGAAACUAUAUACAUACAGAAAAAAAUUAUUAUCCUGUUUACAUACUUUCUCUUUGGGAAAAAAAAAAUUAUAGAUAUCUAAUUACUGUUCUCUUAAUGUUAUCUUGCAGUAAAAAUUUUAAAAGCAAUA
Messenger RNA from Oenanthe melanoleuca, 2124 nucleotides. It is a transcript of the gene RAD23B, whose product is annotated as RAD23 homolog B, nucleotide excision repair protein. The record is from RefSeq and is a predicted model, not a curated record. Gene Ontology annotation, cellular component: cytosol; nucleoplasm. Gene Ontology annotation, biological process: proteasome-mediated ubiquitin-dependent protein catabolic process; nucleotide-excision repair. The transcript has 10 exons. Bases 133 to 1326 code for a protein of 397 amino acids. Gene Ontology annotation, molecular function: ubiquitin binding; polyubiquitin modification-dependent protein binding; damaged DNA binding. NCBI's taxonomy places the organism in Eukaryota, Metazoa, Chordata, Aves, Passeriformes, Muscicapidae.